Messenger RNA from Torulaspora globosa, 1005 nucleotides. It is a transcript of the gene PFA3, whose product is annotated as palmitoyltransferase PFA3. Bases 1 to 1005 code for a protein of 334 amino acids. The transcript has a single exon. The record is from RefSeq and is a predicted model, not a curated record. Gene Ontology annotation, molecular function: palmitoyltransferase activity. Lineage: Eukaryota; Fungi; Ascomycota; Saccharomycetes; Saccharomycetales; Saccharomycetaceae.
AUGUGUUUGAAUGGCAAGUGGUCGGUGCUCACGGCUUUUCCCCGGACGCUGGUUGUGGUGCUUUACUCUUGGACCGCGUUUGUGACUUGCACGAGGGUAGAUCAAGUACCGUUGGCUGUAGUCUGGUUACUGGUGCUCUUGCUGUUGGGAAUUGGAUGGUAUACGUACUACAAACUCAUCUCCGUAGAUCCUGGGAGUCCGCUGGAUUAUCCAGAACUUGCGGUUGGUGACAUCGUUUCUGCAGAGAAUGGUGCAGAAUUGCCACCAGACUUCCUGUCCAGGCGGUCUGUCACCUCAAAACGGGAUGGGAGAUUCCGGGUGUGUCGAACAUGCCACGUAUGGAAGCCUGAUAGGACACAUCACUGUUCUACGUGCAAUAGAUGCAUUUUGAAGAUGGAUCACCACUGUCCGUGGAUCCCGGGCUGCGUUGGAUUCAAAAACCAGAGAUAUUUCAUUCAAUUUCUGGUGUACACCACCCUCUAUGCUUUGGCUAUCCUUGCAAUCAGCUCUACGCAGCUGUACAUGUGGUUUCAGGAUGGCGCGUUCGAGCGGGAACUGAUAGAUCUUAACCUGCUUUCCGUGUGGCUGCUUGCGUUCGUUAUGUCGAUUGCCAUGCUUUGCUUUACUGGGUUCAGCGUAUACCAGGUGGCCAAAAAUCAGACAACAAUUGAACUGUAUACGCAGCGGAGCCUUCGAGAAGAGCUGGCGGUCCUCGCUGAGACUGGCUUUCCCCGGAAUUAUACCGCCGAUAACGUCUUCGAUCUAGGUUCUCGCUUGAGCAAUUGGUCCGACGUGAUGGGGGAAACGUUGGCGGAAUGGCUACUACCAAUUAGCACGGCCAGAAGUGUCGAAAACAAGCACACAUUGGAUGACAAAGGGCUCUAUUUCACCUUCAGAAGCGAGAUGAACGAGCGGUUAUUGGACACACUAGAUCUGCAGGAUAGACUUUUGAGGAGAGUGACUCCACGCUCAUCAGCAGAACACCGCCUUGGUUCAAGAGUAUAA